Dreissena polymorpha is the source of this 4695-nucleotide messenger RNA. RefSeq lists its product as uncharacterized. The record is from RefSeq and is a predicted model, not a curated record. NCBI's taxonomy places the organism in Eukaryota, Metazoa, Mollusca, Bivalvia, Myida, Dreissenidae. Gene Ontology annotation, biological process: sodium ion transmembrane transport. Gene Ontology annotation, cellular component: membrane. Bases 299 to 4549 code for a protein of 1416 amino acids. The transcript has 25 exons.
GCCAAUGCUAAGCCGAGGCAAUGAUUGUCUUGUCUUUCAUGUGGAAAUAAUGUCACCUUGAUGCUGAAACAAUCCAAGGAAGCUAAGUUAAUGAAAUGAUGUUAUUAUAACCAUAUUUAUUCCAGCAGAAAUUACCAUUUCUGUGUUCAUAAAAGGAUCGAUUGUUAUUUUCUCAUUGUCUUGUUGGGUGUGGAAAUAACUCUAUUUUUUAAAGCCUAUAUCUUCAUUGUGAUUGAGAGUGCAACACAUGGUUUUAUGAAAUGAUGUAAAAUGGAAUUGGACACAAACCUUUUUGAUAAUGAAAGUGAAAGUGGAUGGGAUGAGUGAGAAACCCAGGUCAGCUGAACAAGCACAAUAUGGAGUUUCAUCGGAGGCUGAACUGGAGAGCGACGUUGCUAGGCAACAAGAACAGGAAGGGGAUGCAACAACCAAUGGAAAUGUUGACCCUGGACCAGAUCAGGAGUUUGAGGGAGUUGAGAGGGAUACAGACAGCAUCGUAAAACCAGAACCCCCACCGAGGGUGGACAGCAACCAGCCCGAGAGUACCCGCAAUCAAGGGGUAAAUGUCUCCAGCGACCCAGAACCAGUCAGCUUAUUCAGUCAGCGAGUCUGUCCGCCAAAAAUGCCCCGGAAGCGCCACCUAGUGGAUUAUCUGGGUCAAGAGGAGGAGGGAACUUUCAUGUGGGAUUCGCAGCGGGCGUACCUCAUCACAUGCAUGGGCUUCAUAAACAGUCUUGGAUGUCUGCUGAAGGCGUCGGUUGGCCUCGUGAAACAUGGCGGAGGGGUUUUCUUCAUAGCAUACGUGAUUAGUAUGGUGGCAUUUGGCUGCCCCCUGGUCUACCUUGAAACAACGCUCGGACAGUACGCUGUUGGAGGGCCACUGAAUGCAUGGAAAGUGAUACCUCUGUUUACAGGUGUAGGUUACUGUAUGGUGGUCCUGACAUUCCUGGUGUCCUCCUACUACGUGAUGGAGGUGGUCUGGGCCAUCUACUAUUUUGGGGUUGCCAUGUCAGUAGCCCUCGGUGGGAACCUGCUACCGUGGCAAUGUGGCAAUGGGUCAGAAUGUGGGGCAUCGAACGAAACGCUAGUAGCAUUUUAUGGUGACGUCAGCCAUUUGCCGCGACAUUGGGUGGACAACUCUUCACAGCUGAUGCCAGAAUCUCAGAGACAUGCUGCAGAAUAUUCUGGAGCCUUCCAGUAUUUCAAUAGUGACAUUCUGCAAGCCACAGAAGGCGUUACCAAGUUGGGUGAGCCCAUCUGGUACCUGGUAUUGUGUCUGCUUCUAGUCUGGGUAUGCAUCUUCACGUGUCUCAUCCAUGGACCUAGCAGCAUCGGCAAGAUAAUGUACAUGCUUGCCCCAUUCCCGUACGUCGUGAUGCUGAUACUGUUCAUCAUGGUGUGUAUGAAGGAAGGCAGCAUUGCUGGGGUACGCUUUUUCCUCAGCCCUGUCUGGCACAAACUGGGAAAGUCAGAGAUCUGGUAUGAUGCUGGAAAGCUGCUAUUUCUAACACUUUCACUUGGAAUGGGGAACCUGCACACUCUAGCAGGCUACACACACUUUCACAGUCACUGCUACAGAAAUCUGUUGCUAAUAUGCAUGUCUAACGUGGCGGCCGUGCUCCUCGGAGGUCUGACCGUGUGUUCAGGACUAGGAAUCCUUGCAAAUCUUAAGAACAUAUCAGUCUACAACAUAUCCAACAUAUCAGUAAUAAAUGAAUACGAUCUUGGCUAUGCCAUUUUCCCAUUUAUUUUGACCCGAGUCUCCAACUCCAUGGUGUUUGUCAUGCUCUUUUACUCUGUCAUCAUUGUGGUGGGCAUGUCCACCUGUAUCAUCUACGUGCAAAGCAUCAUGGGAGCCAUUGUUGAGAAGCUCAGAGAUUUUGGGGUCAUAGUCACAAAACGAAGGAGGUGGUUGAUUCAGAUGAUUCUAUGCCUUACAUUGUUUCUCAUUGGGCUACUCUUCACAACGAAGAUGGGAGUGUAUAUUGUGUUUUUUGUUGACCGCUAUGUGACACGGAUAGCACCGUUCAUCGUUGUGUUGCUGGAGUGUUGUGGCCUCAUGUACAUAUUUGGCGCACGUAAAUUCAUGCACAACAUUGAGGACAUGAUGGGCCACAAGAACUCCCCUUGGUGGACUGCAACCUGGAAGUUUAUAACACCAUGCGUUUUGCUGGGGCUGAUCUCAUGUACAUUCAUUUUUCCUGUAUCAAAGAAAUUCAAGGACAUUCUCUAUCCUGAUUGGUCAGAAAUCCUCGGCUGGUGCCUCUCAUUGGCUCCCUGUGUUUGCAUUCCAACUUUUGCGGUUUGGACUCUUUCCAAAGAGACAGGCACGCUUUUUGAGCGUAUAAAGUGCUCAUUGAAGACUCCCACUGACUGGGGUGCAGGUCUGCAACACAAUCCUGAACAGACAGCGCCGGCACCCGAGUAUGUUAUAUGUAGCGCUGACAACCAUCGGCCCAUGCACGGACUGGCAAUGCUCACCCAUAACCUGUAUGUGCCCCAGUUGCCUCCCUUGUCUGCAGAAGAGGUUCAUGAGACCAACUCAGAGAUGACAGGGGGCGGGUACAUGUCUGACCUGUUAACAAUCACGAGCUCCGAGAGCAUCGACAGCGGACCAGAGAACGAGGAACGUGGAAACUGGCGCACAAAACUUGAGUUUGUCCUCUCCUGUCUUGGAUAUGUCAUCGGCUUGGGAAACAUCUGGAGAUUUCCAUUUCUUGUCUACCGCAAUGGUGGAGGUGCAUUUUUCUUUGCGUACAUCAUCAUGGUGGCACUGUGUGGUCUGCCCCUGGUCUACAUGGAGAUGGCGUUGGGUCAGUACGCCAGCCUCGGUCCUGUCACGCUCUGGCGCGCUGUGCCGCUGUUCAAGGGCGUUGGAUAUGCCAUGGUGGUCGCUGUGGCGAUCAUCUGUGUGUACUACAACGUGGUAAACGCUUGGGCAUUCCACUACUUCUUCUCGUCAUUUACAGCAACCUUACCAUGGGCAUCAUGUGGAAAUAAAUGGAAUACUGAAGACUGCAGACUGAACAAGUUUGCGGUGACCAACUGUUCCCUGGUGAAUGCUACAUACUUGCUGGUUCCUGAACUCCAGGGGGGUGCAUGUACCCACCACCUGCUGGACUGCAUCAAUACCACUAACAUGACCGGGUACCAGCAGAACAACACUACUGAAUGCAUCAACUGGUUGGAGAGUAUUUAUGGAGAAACCAUUUACAUGCCUGAAAGAAAGAACAUCUUGGCCAAACUGAAGGACCCUAGUGCAGAAUAUUUCUACAAUGAAGUGUUGAACGUGUCAGACGGGCUCGAUGACAUCGGUGGUAUCCAAUGGCAACUUGCCCUCUGCCUGCUGCUGUGUUGGGUCAUCGUGUUCAUGUGUCUUGUCAAGGGAAUCUACUCUGCCGGAAAGGUUGCCUAUUUUGUCAUCAUCAUUCCCAUAAUCCUCCUGCUCGCGCUUCUCGUCUGCGCGCUGCUUGUGGAGGGCCAUCUGGAGGGGAUCCAUUUUUAUUUGACCCCUAAAUGGGACCACUUUCUAUCACUGCGCGUAUGGAGUGAUGCGGCCUCCCAGGUGUUCUUCUCCCUGUCUGCCUGCGCUGGGGGACUUAGCACCCUGUCCAGCUAUAACAAGUUUCAUAAUAACAUUUACAGGGAUGCGAUCCUCAUCUGUGUUAUUGAUACCCUGAUGAGUGUUCUGGCUGGGUUCACAGUGUUUGCCUCCCUUGGCAUUCUUGCCCAUCAACUGGAUACGACGGUAGAGAAUGUCAUUACAUCCAGUGAGCGACCUAGUUCAGAUAUUGGUCUAGUGUUCGUCGCCAUUCCUGCGGCCGUUACCCACUUUAUGCCGUCUGCUAUGUGGUCAGCAUUCUUCUUCUUGAUGAUCGUCAUGAUGGGAAUGUCCUCACUCCUUGUCAUGACGGAAAUCAUCGUCACCGUCAUGAUGGAUGAGAAAGUGGAAUUCUUCCGGAAGUCCCGUAUCCUUGUGCUCAUUGCCGUCUGCUCCAUUUUGUACCUUCUGGGAUUGCCAUUGACAACCAGGGGUGGUCUCUACAUACUACAGUUGCUGGACGAGUACUGUGGUGGGAUGCCUAACCUUGUCAUAGGCUUAUUCAUGUGCGUAGGCCUGGCAUGGGUGUACGGUGUGCGUAAGCUGUGCUUUGACAUCCAGCGCAUGAUUGGUCGACCUGUGUCGUGCUGGUGGAAGGCCAUGUGGAGUGUCGUCUCCCCCCUCAUCAUGCUGUUCAUUCUUGUAUCAACCAUUGUGACGGGCCUGGAUCUUGGAGGACCUGCAUUUCCCCGCUGGUCAGCGAUACUGGGUAUCACACUACUGGUCCUCACUGUGCUUCCCAUACCCUUGUUUGCAUUCAGAAAGAUCUGUACUCUACAGGGGUCAUUUAUACAGCGAGUCAAGGAGGCGUGUUUGUCGACCAACAACUGGGGACCAGCACUUUAUAAAGCACUGGAAGCAGGUGGAAUACUACCCUGCGGUCAACACACACACUCUUUCUGUAGACAUCGAGCAAAGCCCUGUUCACGCAGUCGCCGACCGUGUUGACUUUACAACAUCAGAUGCGCGGUUACACAAGCUGUCUGAGGCCAGUCUUCUCAGGCACAAUCGACAGAUGUCGCCCAAGAGGCCACAGGAAUUGCGCCAGAAGGCCAUCCUGAAUCACUGCCUACAGCAACCCUCAAUGUCAUGAU